Acipenser ruthenus (sterlet) is the source of this 3279-nucleotide messenger RNA. Its product is annotated as ABC-type oligopeptide transporter ABCB9-like. Bases 176 to 2527 code for a protein of 783 amino acids. Gene Ontology annotation, molecular function: ATP binding; ABC-type oligopeptide transporter activity; ATP hydrolysis activity. Lineage: Eukaryota; Metazoa; Chordata; Actinopteri; Acipenseriformes; Acipenseridae. The transcript has 12 exons. Gene Ontology annotation, cellular component: lysosomal membrane. Gene Ontology annotation, biological process: peptide transport; transmembrane transport. The record is from RefSeq and is a predicted model, not a curated record.
AGCUCCGACUUCAUAAGCAGCAGUAAGAACCACAGUUUCCGUGGAGUACCGAGAGACGGGUCAAAAGAACAGAGUCCAUUCUUGUGCAUUGCAUUGGAAAUAUAAAACCUGAGUUGCCGGUGAGGAAGCUCAACAUCGACUGCUGGCUGCUUUAGUCAUCCCAGAGGGUUGAAGCAUGAAGGCAGUGGCCGCUGUGGGAUGCAGUCUUUUAUUUACUGUGGUCGACGUGACACUCACCACGCUCCUGUACAUCCGUGGAGUCCAUAUAGAGCGCUUUGUACAGGACCUGAGCUUCUUCGAUGUGUAUCGAUCAGUGGUGGAUCUGUGGGCUACCUCCCUCGUCAGGUCUUCCUUGCUGAUGGGUGCUGCUAUUGGGGUUUCCAAAAACACCACUGAGGGUCCCAAACGGGUGAAGGACUUGGAGACUUUUACAAUUGUCAUGUGCCUGCUAACAGGCAUGUACUCCGUGAUGAAGCUGCUGCUGUAUUCUGAAGUCACGGAGUCGCUGAGUGAUCCGUGGUUCCUGUGCCUGGUUGCAUGGACUUGUAUCUCCGCCCUUGCCACUUUCCUUACAUGGAAGCUGCUUUCUUUAGUACAGCCGGUGAGGGAAACAACCUUAGGCAUUAACUCGGAGGCUGCCAGCCCAGAGGAGACGGAAAGCCUGCUGGAUUCAGAGGAGGACAGCAGCAAAGGGGCCAAAAAAGACACUGCAUCUCCAGCAACAAUAGGCAGGCUCUUGUCAUACUCAAAACAUGAUGCUGCCUUGCUGGGACUAGCAUUUCUGUUUCUCAUCGUUGCUGCUGUAGGCGAAACCUUUAUCCCCUAUUACACUGGACUGGCAGUCGAUGCAAUCGUUAUUCAGAAGGACAUGGAAGCCUUCUCCAAAUCCAUGAUUAUUAUUUCAGUGUUUGCCAUUGUAAGUUCGUUUGCGGCAGGGGUUCGAGGUGGGGUGUUCUCUCUUGCCCUCGCCAGGUUAAACGUCCGAAUCCGCAACCUGCUCUUCAGAUCCCUGGUCCGCCAAGAAAUCGGAUUCUUUGACGCGAAUCAUACAGGGGACAUCACCUCUCGCCUGACCUCGGACACGACGAUGGUGAGCGACCUGAUCUCUCUGAACAUGAAUAUCUGCCUGCGCAGCCUGGUGAAGGGGAUGGGGGUGUGCGUCUUCAUGUUCACCCUGUCCUGGAAGCUCUCUCUCGUCACCUUCAUGGGCUUCCCCUUCGUCAUGCUGGUCUCCAAGCUCUACGGCAAAUACUAUAAGAGGCUUGCCCGGGAGGUCCAGGACGCCCUGGCCAAAGCGAACAACAUCGCGGAGGAGACGGUCUCGGCCAUGAAGACGGUGCGGAGCUUCGCUAACGAGGAGGCAGAGGCGGGCGUGUACUGGGAGAAGCUGCAGCACAUGUACAAGCUGAACAGGAAGCAGGCCCUCGCCUAUGCCUGCUACAUGUGGUCCAGCAGUCUAACUGUGCUCGCCCUGCAAGUCAGUAUCCUUUACUAUGGCGGCCAUCUGGUAGUCUCUGGACAUUUGACCAGUGGGAACCUCAUUUCCUUCAUCAUCUAUGAACUGGAGUUAGGGGACUGCAUGGAGAACAUUGGUGCGGUGUACACGGGGCUGAUGCAGGGAGUCGGAGCUGCCGAGAAGGUCUUUGAGUUUAUCGACCGCAAGCCCCAGCUGUCCAAUGACGGGACCCUGGCCCCUGACACUCUCAAAGGGCUUGUCGAAUUCAAGAAUGUCACUUUCUCCUACCCCACACGCCCCGAGACCCAGGUCUUAAAGGACGUUUCCUUCACUCUUCACCCAGGACAGGUCACGGCUCUGGUGGGCCCUUCAGGAAGUGGGAAGAGCUCCUGUGUGUCAUUACUGGAGCAUUUCUACAGAGCCCAGGCUGGCCAGGUGCUGCUGGAUGGAACAUCCAUCGAGGAGUAUGACCACAGGUACCUGCAUACCAAGGUCUCUCUCGUGGGCCAGGAGCCAGUGCUGUUUGCCCGCUCUGUGCAGGAGAACAUUGCGUAUGGCCUGACGGAUUGCUCUCUGGAGGAGAUCGUUCAGGCUUCAAUGAAGGCCAACGCCCACGGGUUUAUCACGGAGCUGCCAGAUGGAUACAGCACAGAUGCCGGUGAGAAAGGCGCGCAGCUCUCCGGUGGUCAGAAGCAGCGCGUGGCGAUCGCUCGCGCUCUCGUACGAAGCCCCCACGUCCUCAUACUGGAUGAAGCCACCAGUGCACUAGAUGCUGAAAGCGAACAUAUUGUUCAGCAAGCUCUGAAUGGUAUCAUGCAGGACCGCACAGUGCUGGUUAUAGCACAUCGCCUGAGCACUGUGGAAAAAGCCCACAAUAUCAUUGUAAUAGACAAGGGCGAGGUGUUGGAGCAGGGGACGCACAGAGACUUAAUGCAGAAGGAAGGUCUGUACUCCAAGCUGGUGAAGAGACAGAUCCUGGGGAUAGAGACUGGGACUGAGACCAUGAACCGGGUUACAAGCAACCCCCCGAACACACUUCGAAAACAGAGAGUCAAAAAGGAAGAGCACUGAGUCAGAUGAAGAGUUCCACGUCUGAAUCAGUCCAGAUUGGGUCCUCCAUUGUCAAGCUUCACUGUAGAGUUGUCAGAUUUAUUUAUUGUGUUUAACCAGGAUAUUGUUCACUUUGGAAAAUGCUGCCUUAUCUCAAAAGAGGGGGAUGUCAGAUUAGAACUGGACUUUAAUUAGGGUACCAUUUUACUAAUUUUUAAUAUUGAACUGAAAUGCUUUGGAGAAAAAUCCAAGCCGGUGAUAAUUAAAGGGUCUGUGCAUUUAAGAGGUCCCCUCCCGGACACCAGCAAAACAAGACUGUUAUCAAAAUAGAGGGAUUAAAGCAGAAAGGGUCAUUAUUGAAUGUGCUGGAAACUCACUCCAAGAGAAAAUUCAUAAACAAAAAAUAAACACGUUUCAGAAGUGGGAGAGCAUCGCUUCUAAGCUGAGUUUACAUACAUAGUUUAGAGUUCAGUCAGGGGUGUCACCCACCAUCCUGUUAGUUCAUUAUUAGCAGUGUGGAGUAGUGGUUAGGGCUCUGGACUCUUGACCGGAGGGCCGUGGGUUUAAUCCCCAGUGGGGGACACUGCUGCUGUACCCUUGAGCAAGGUACUUUACCUAGAUUGCUCUAGUAAAAACCCAACUGUAUAAAUGGGUAAUUGUAUGUAAAAAAAAAAAAAAAAAAAGUGAUAUCUUUAUAAUUUGAAAUAAUGUGAUAUCUUGUAACAAUUGUAUGGUUAAAGGUGUCUGCUAAGAAAUAAAUAAUAAUAAUGACA